AUGUCCAAAUAUCCGGACGGGGACGGCGACCUGCCGCCUCCAUCCUACAAUGAAGCAACGACUUCAUACGUAUCCACCCCCUCAUUUCAUCCCGCUUCAUCCGUCUCUGCGACCCUCGACAGCCUGUCAUCUCUCCUGCGGGUAACGCAAUCUCAGCAGGCGGUCCGGGAUACCUUCACAACCACAAACCUCCUCCCGCUCUUGACACCACACGUCACAUCCCUCUUGACCCGCCUGGGAACAACACCGCACCCGCCGGCACUGACGGAGCUCUACCUCGUGCCCGCCGCCGCAGUCGGGCCGGAGUGGAGCAUCGCCUCGGGCGCCGACAGGAGGGCGGGGGAAGUCGCCCACGUCACCCGCGUGAGGCCGGAAACGGACCCGGACUCGAAAGGUGGCCGAAGCGAUAGUAAACGCGCCGCUUGGUCUGCCAGCACAGAGGUCGCGAGCUCGUCGUCGCGCGACUACAAGUUCGACGAGUGGGGCCGCUGGGAUGACGACACAGUCGCGGCCUCGACGUCCAGGGAGGGGCGCUGGUGGUGGGACGACGAGGCUUUGGCGCGCCGUCUCGCAAAGCGAUUACAGCCCGAGCCCAAGCUCGACCGCGUCGUCGUCAGCGCCGUGGUGGAACAGGCGAGAGAGGAGAAGAAGGCGGCUAGGUGGGGGAUGUUCAGGUCCGCCACCCAGUCGCCCUCGCCGUCCUCGUCUGCCUCGCCGCUGCCUCGACAGCCCAACAAACAAGAAGAAGACGUCGUCAUGAAGGUGCGCGCAGAAGAAGUCACCUUUCGCAGGGAAAACGAGAUGGGGAUAUGGGAGAGCAUGCGCGGGUACGGCAUCGUCGUGAGAGUGAGGAUUCGAGAGACCUGA
Messenger RNA from Colletotrichum navitas, 867 nucleotides. RefSeq lists its product as uncharacterized. The record is from RefSeq and is a predicted model, not a curated record. NCBI's taxonomy places the organism in Eukaryota, Fungi, Ascomycota, Sordariomycetes, Glomerellales, Glomerellaceae. Bases 1 to 867 code for a protein of 288 amino acids. The transcript has a single exon.